This is a messenger RNA of Tarenaya hassleriana, 1215 nucleotides long. RefSeq names its product growth-regulating factor 6. NCBI's taxonomy places the organism in Eukaryota, Viridiplantae, Streptophyta, Magnoliopsida, Brassicales, Cleomaceae. Gene Ontology annotation, biological process: DNA-templated transcription; developmental process; regulation of DNA-templated transcription. Gene Ontology annotation, molecular function: ATP binding. Gene Ontology annotation, cellular component: nucleus. The record is from RefSeq and is a predicted model, not a curated record. The transcript has 3 exons. Bases 214 to 1125 code for a protein of 303 amino acids.
UAAAAACAUACCUACUCUCUACACUUGUAACCCUCUCUCUGCUUCAUUAAUGCCAUGGACCAAACCCCAAAUUCUUCUCUGUAACCACCCUUGUACUCUUCUUCUUCUUAUACUGAACUAACCCUCUCAGUCCUCUGAAACCACCACCUUCGCUUUACUCUCUCUCUCUCUCUCUCUCUCUCUCUCUCUCUCUCUCUCUCUCUCUGUGUAUCAAUGGCGACGACUAGGGUGCCUUUCACUGAAUCACAGUGGGAAGAGCUUGAACACCAAGCCGUCAUCUUCAAGUACAUAGUGGCUGGUGUUCCUGUUCCUCCUGAUCUUCUCUUCCCCAUCAGAAGAACCUUGAUCUCUUCUUCUUCUUCCUCGUUGCACUUGUCCUCCAAGUUCUUCUCUCACGCUUCUACUCCACACUUUUCGUGGAACGUGUACGAUAUGGGAUUCGGAAGAAAGAUGGAUCCUGAACCAGGAAGAUGCAGAAGAACCGACGGCAAAAAAUGGAGGUGCUCGAAGGAAGCCUAUCCAGACUCCAAGUACUGCGAGAGGCACAUGCACAGAGGCAAGAACCGUUCAAGAAAGCCUGUGGAAUUCUCAAUCACUUCUUCUUCUUCCUCAUCUGUUUCUGCAACUUCGUCGACUUUCUCCUUCAACAACCUCAAAGACACUGCUAAUCUCCCUUCUCUCUGCCUGAACACCGCACCUCUCUCCAGACCAGCUAACGAUGACCCCAGGGGAAGAAGGAGAGGUGUGUACAUGGACGACUUCUUCUCCACAGAACCUUCUGGGUCGAUCAGAAGCUUCUCUGGUUCAUCAAUGGUGGAUGGUUCGCGGGGAUUCACGCCUCUGGCUGCAUCCUCGUACUUCCAGAAGCAUAGGAACAACAACUACUACUCUGUGGGAGGAGCAGCAAAGGAUGAGAAGCCAAACCAUCAUUGCUUCAUAUUGGGCACGGAUAUCGCAGCACGUGAAACGCCAUUGAUGCUCGGAAAGAAGAUGAAGCAAGGUGAAGAUCAUGAAGUGGAAGAAGAAGAAGAAGAAGAACAGCAAAGGAACAAGAGAGUUCAUAGGUUCCUUGAUGAAUGGCCUUCUUCCAACACUUCAUCUGUUUCUACAUCACUCAUCAUUUGAUGCUUUUGCCUCACAUUAAAUUGUGGAACUGCACUCUCUCUCUCUCUCUCAUCUAAUUAAGAAUUUGCUUCAAUAGUAUAUGGUUGUAUA